Messenger RNA from Zasmidium cellare ATCC 36951, 615 nucleotides. RefSeq lists its product as uncharacterized. NCBI's taxonomy places the organism in Eukaryota, Fungi, Ascomycota, Dothideomycetes, Mycosphaerellales, Mycosphaerellaceae. The coding region runs from base 1 to 615 and encodes 204 amino acids. The transcript is spliced from 3 exons. The record is from RefSeq and is a predicted model, not a curated record.
AUGUCGUCCUUCUCCAACACCGACACUGGCUCCAAGCCAGCCGACCCAUACACCCAGAAGAAUGUUGAGGAAGAGUCAUUGAAAGAGAAGGUGGAGGACUUCAAGGCAUUCGUCGACAAGGCCAAAUUCAGCAUGCUUACUACCAAGACGCAAGACGGUCUGUUGGCAAGCAGAUGCAUGGCGGUUGCCGCCAAGGAGGGUAAUGGCGUCGAUAUCCUCUACCACACCAACACAGAAUCUGGCAAGACGGACGAUCUUGAGGCCAACCCAGACGUCAACGUAGCUUUCCUCACUGCCAGCGGCGAAUGGGCAUCCGUAUCCGGCAAGGCGACUGUCGAGACGGACCGAUCGAAGGUCCGCGAGUACUACUCACCAGCCCUGAAGGCGUGGCUAGGUGAUCUCGGCGACGGCAAGCACGAUGGUGGCCCCGAGGAUCCUCGCAUUGCCCUCAUCAAGGUUCAGGCUCUCACGAUCCAAUACGCAAUCAGCCGCACGAACAUCGUCAAGAGUGCCAUUGAUUUGGCCAAAGGUGCCAUUACCGGCGAGACUCCUGCCAUCAACAAGAUCCGACACUUGAGCAAGGAGGAGGUCCAGCAAUGGCGAUCUUCUGCAUAG